Molecule: messenger RNA, 2824 nt
Organism: Coccomyxa subellipsoidea C-169
Lineage: Eukaryota; Viridiplantae; Chlorophyta; Trebouxiophyceae; Coccomyxaceae
Exons: 14
Coding region: 326-2824 (832 amino acids)
Biological process (GO): thylakoid membrane organization
Cellular component (GO): chloroplast membrane
Molecular function (GO): GTP binding
Source: RefSeq, a predicted model, not a curated record
GCAUAGUUGAACAUUGGAAUGAUCCCUUAGCGGAGCGUGAUUCCACAUAAAAUAUGUAAAUCUUCAAGAAUCUUAGCCGACCAGGUCCAGUGAUCACAAUUCAUUCAAUCAUCAGCAGGCGCAAGUGUUCAGGCCCUGUAGAAGUUGAAAUUGAUUCGAUAAAAUCCAACAUAAGGGCACAAUUGAAUCCUUAUUUCCAAUAUAAUAUUUAAGUCCAGUAACAUCAGUUGUGUCGAUUCGCUGAGAUACAACAUACUGGUCCAAGAAUACACUGAGUAAAUUGUCUUACGCCCUGCAGCGUUUCAGGACACAAAGUUGCUUCAAAAUGAUAUUUCCCAGGUCACAGCUGCGUACCCACACGUGUCUCCUGAGUCCUGGCAGGAGCACUGGGGUGCACAGUAGCAUCUCCAGGUGUCCCCUGGGAGCAGUUGGUGGCCCACAGCAAAGACCUGCUCUGUGCAGCAGAGGCUGCAGAAAGAGAUGGCAAGCAUCUCGAAUAGCAGGAGUCGCUGUUGCCGCGUCCUCCAGAGUGACAGUAUUCCCUGCGGGCAAGAAGCAGGCCAAGGUGGCUUUGCCGGCCUGCAUCUUGGUGCUGACAGCUGCGGAUGUGGUGGAGCGGCGACAAGAGCUGACGCAGAGCAUUGGAGAUGCCAUUGCGGCCGGCGCUACUGGCGUCCUGCUUGAGGAUGAUGACGGCACAGGAGGUGCGCAGCUCUAUGAGGCAGCAAUCGUGCUGAAGGAUGUGCUGCGAGGCCGAGCGGUGCUCCUGAUCCAGGACCGCACAGACAUCGUGGCUGCUGCAGAGGCCGAUGGCGUUGUCUUGUCGAGCCGAGGCGUGCCAACUGUUGUGGCAAGGCGGUCACUGCCAGACAAUGCAAACCUGGUGGGAAGGAAGGUGGCCACAGGUCAUGAAGCCGUGCGUGCCGCUGCAGAUGGAGCCAGCCUUGUCAUUCUGGAGAGUGGGAGCGGGAGGGCGGUGGCAGAUGCAGCAGUAAUUCAGGAGGCAAAGACUCAGCAGGGCGGCAAUGUGCCAGUCAUUGCAGCAUUGUCAAAAGAGGAGCCUGUUUCCAAGGAGGCUGCUUCAGAUUUGAUGCCACAACGGGCAUAUUUCUAUGGCACCCUCUGUCCACGACUCAUGACAGAUAUAAUUUCACUUGUGCAGGAAGUGGUUCCCAGCAUGGAGGAGGUGGGUCUGCUGAGGGAUGCGUUGAAGCAGCUAGAUCAGCCGUUCCUGAUGGUGGUGGUCGGGGAGUUCAACAGCGGCAAGUCCACGGUCAUCAACGCUCUGCUGGGCAGACGCUUCCUGGCAGAGGGCAUCCUGCCCACCACCAAUGAGAUUUCCGUCCUCAAGUUUAGGUCAUCCCACUGCCACACCCCUCUUUGCGCGGCCAGCUUUGGGUUCCUGAGAAUGUUGGCGUGUUCGCAGGUGCGCUACCUGCCGGCAGCGCUGCUGCGUGACCUGAACAUAGUGGACACGCCCGGCACAAAUGUGAUCCUGGAGCGGCAGCAGCGGCUGACCGAGGAGUACGUGCCGCGCGCCGACAUGGUCCUAUUCACCAUGUCCGCCGACCGGCCGUUCACGGACAGCGAGGUCCGCUUCCUGAAGUACAUCCGGCAGUGGGGCAAGAAGGUCGUGUUUCUCGUCAACAAGGUCGACAUCCUCAGUGGCGGGGAUGAGGUGGAGGAAGUUGCGCAGUUUGUGUCGGACAAUGCGCGGCGGGUGCUGGGUGUGGAUGCUGCCAAGGUGCUGCCGGUCUCCGCCAGGGCCGCGCUGCAGGCCAAGCUGGACGCCACCUCCUCCAGGAACGGCUUCUUCGGUGAGGCAUCUGCACUCCACAGAAGUUCGCCGCUGGAGACGCUGGACGAGGAGGCGCUGGCGCGCAGUGGGCAGUGGGGGGAGAGCCGCUUUGGGGAGCUGGAGCGCUUCAUGGUUGACUUCCUCGUCGGCGGCGGCGCCGCGGGCGAGUCGCUGCGCCUCAAGCUGCAGACGCCCCUCUUCGUAGCCGACGCCCUCCUGGAAGCCGCGCGCCAGCAGCUCUCCAGCGAGCUCUCCACCGCAGAACAGGAGGCGGAGGCGGUGGCGUCGGUGCAGGGGCAGCUGCGGGCGUUCCGGCGGGAGAUGGAGGCUGACGGCACCGCCCAGCGCGCCGAGUGCCGCCGCCUCGUCGCCACCGCUGUGCGCCGCGCUAGGGAGCUUGUGGACGACGUCCUGCAGCUGUCAAACCGGGAGGCGCUGUCGGCGUACGCUGCGCGGCGGCAGUGGCGGGAGCAGCGCGAGGCCGUCGCAGCACAAGCGAAGGAUGCAAACGCAGAUGGUGAGGCGGGUGAGGGAGAUGCGGAGGAGAGCGGCAGCGACACGGCGGUGGCAGCUCUGAUGCGUUUUGAGCCCAAGGCUGCGGCGCUGGUGCUGGAGGAGGAGAUCAGGGAAGCCGUGCUCAGCAGCGUCAGCUCCGCCGUCGGUGCGGGGCUGGUGGGGGUGGUGCUGACCUGGAUUCUGCCCACUACGCUGGAGGAUGUGCUGGCGAUAGUCCUGACGGGUCUGGCCGGCUACGUGGCGCUGCUCAACCUGCCGCUGCGCCGCGCCGAGGCCAAGGCCAAGCUGGAGCGCGUCGCCAACAACUUCAUCCAGGAGGUGGAGGACAGGCUGAAGGCAGAGCUGGAGAGCAGCCUGGACGCAUGCACAGCAGAGGUGAAUGCCUUCAUCAAGCCGCUGGAGGAGGCCACCCUGGCUGUGGUGGAGCGGGUGAGGGAUUCUGAGAUCAGGCGAGCCGUGCUGGCAGACGAAUUGGAGCAGCUGAAGCAGCGCGCUGCCAGCGUAGAGUAG